Messenger RNA from Raphanus sativus (radish), 960 nucleotides. RefSeq names its product 50S ribosomal protein L19, chloroplastic. The transcript has 5 exons. Lineage: Eukaryota; Viridiplantae; Streptophyta; Magnoliopsida; Brassicales; Brassicaceae. Gene Ontology annotation, cellular component: ribosome. The record is from RefSeq and is a predicted model, not a curated record. Gene Ontology annotation, molecular function: structural constituent of ribosome. Gene Ontology annotation, biological process: translation. The coding region runs from base 81 to 767 and encodes 228 amino acids.
CGAGGGUUUUUGUAGGUUUCUGAAACUCCGCUGUAAACCUUCAGGGCAUUCAGAUCGAAUCCUCUCUUUGCGGGAGAAAAAUGCAAUCGAUUCGUAGCAGUACAAGGUUGCUCCAGAGGAACCGCUUCUCCAUCUCCAACACUCUCCCUCGUUUCACUUCUUCUUCUCCAAGCUGGUCUGAUGAUAAUGAGUCGAGGAGGCUAGGAGGAGGGUUUGAUUCAUUCCGUUCCACCAGAGCCUUCGAUUCGCCAGCAGCGUCGUAUCUCAUUAGCUCGUUGACAAAGGCCGCUUCUUUACCUAGACAAAACUUUGCGUAUUCAUCGAGGUGCUUUUCCACCGUUGGGGAGUCUGUUCCUCAAGGGUUUCCUGUGUCAGCUCCUGAUGCGCCUCCAAGAAUUAAGUUCAAGAGGCUUGAUAAAACCGCCAAGCAUAUCAUGCAGAUUGUAGACAAGGAGGCUGUGGAGGAAGUGAGAACUAGUAGAGAGAUACCGGAGAUAAGGCCCGGUUACAUUGUGCAGCUUAAAGUGGAAGUGCCUGAGAACAAGAGGCGUGUUUCAAUCGUAAAAGGAAUUGUGAUAGCAAGGCGUAAUGCUGGUCUUAACUCUACGUUUAGGAUUAGAAGGCUUGUGGCUGGAGUGGGAGUCGAAUCCAUGUUCCCUUUGUAUUCUCCAAACCUGAGGGAGAUUAAGGUGUUGGACAAGAAGAGGGUAAGAAGAGCGAAACUCUACUACCUCAGGGACAAGAUGAAUGCUCUCAAAAAGCAUUAGCACCUGAAUAAUCAUUACCCCAAAAAAAAAAGAGAGAGAGAACUCUGUACUCUUAAACAAAAUCUUUGAGUGUUUUUCUUUAAUGAUGCCUUAGCAUUAAGUCAUAUAUUGGACUGUGUAAUGUUAUGAAUAAUGAUGGAUCCAGCUUUUGAUCAAAAAAAAAAGAAAAGAAAAAUGGGGUGUUUAUUUUCUA